Messenger RNA from Polyodon spathula (Mississippi paddlefish), 3120 nucleotides. RefSeq names its product PCI domain-containing protein 2-like. Gene Ontology annotation, biological process: transcription elongation by RNA polymerase II; post-transcriptional tethering of RNA polymerase II gene DNA at nuclear periphery; poly(A)+ mRNA export from nucleus. Gene Ontology annotation, molecular function: double-stranded DNA binding; RNA binding. NCBI's taxonomy places the organism in Eukaryota, Metazoa, Chordata, Actinopteri, Acipenseriformes, Polyodontidae. Bases 2577 to 3056 code for a protein of 159 amino acids. The record is from RefSeq and is a predicted model, not a curated record. Gene Ontology annotation, cellular component: transcription export complex 2. The transcript has 9 exons.
UUUAUACAGCGACUUCCUGUACUCCGACUAAAAACAAGGAGGUGUGUUCAUCACGACUGUGAACGAUUGAUGUUAAAACAGCUGUUAGUCUGGUAUUUUUAUUUAUUUAUUUAUUUAUUUAUUUUUUAAAGAUCCUACUACUGUUAGCUGUGGGUGGUCAAAACUAUUGACGCAUUGCAGGGGGUUAACAUGUCAAAUAGCUGAGGUAAAGUUGACUGCAAGAUGCAGUUCAUAACAGCAAAUAUUCUCAGAUAUAACAUUGAACAGAGGACACUAAAUCGGCUAUUAAAGUCUGGUUUGUUGUGGAAUUGUAUUAUGAUUGUAACAAAUAGUACCAGGCAAGUAACACAGGCAACAGUUGUUUUACUUCCUGCUGGGAAUUAUACAGUAUCUACACUGGUGUAGGUCCAAAAAGAGGUGCUGUCGUGCCGAAUUUUUACUAUUGCGGAAUUUUGCCAGACUUUGAGAUAUGCGCAUGUGUGAGUGUUUAGUUGAAGUUUGUCUGUGUGAUUACUUAAGCUAUUAAUGCAUUCAUCGGCGUGGUUUACCGUGAUCUUUCGGUAUUCCAAAGUAAGUGUGCAUUUAAUUCCGCACGACAGGACAUCGUCAGAAUGUGGUGCGCGUACCAAAACGUGACCAGUGACAGUGUAAGGUCCGAAAAUUGUACGUUUGUUUGCCAGUUUAUGUACCUUUAUUCAAUACACUGACAGCGGUAUAGCCUACAGUACAAUGUUAAGCAAGAAACUAUUGAAUAGGCUACUGAUGUGUAAAGGCUUUAAAUGUAUGCAUUUCUGAAUCAUUAGUUGUGUUCAUAAGACGCUACAGACCUUAACAUUGCUUAAAUAUGCAGAUUUAAGUUCGUGGAAUGUACAUUAUUUGCAGAUGUGUACAUGUGAUUGUGUUCCCUCAUUUAAACGGAUGGAUAUAAUAUAUAUUUAUUGUGAACGAGGUGUAUAUGCAUGCUGCAUGUGUGUACUGUGUACUCAACAUUGGAUCUGGUAUGUUGGUUAUUAUAGCUAGAUAUAAAGUUUGGAGAUAAAGUAGUGUUUGUAGUAUAUGUACCUCUUUAUAUGGCAAUGUUAACAUGUAAAUGUAAGCUACGUUAAUAUGUACAGUUGACCCUGGCUCUAAUGGUAUAAGAGUGCCAUUUGUUUUUCAUCAGGGAAGGCUAGUGGGCAUAUUACCCAACUUCCUUCACGUGAGAUUGUCAUUAACGUGACUGAGGUGAGUCAUCAAAAUUUGACAUCAAAUUACCCUCGUUCUUGACCUUUUCAGGACCCUUCACUUUGAAGCCUAAUCAACAUGUUGACUUCAUCCAAAAUACCAAAACACUACGAAAACACCUGUAUAAUAUUUCCAUUACACACAUUCAUAACAUACACCAUAAACCCAGGCAGUAUCAGUUGUGAAGAUUAUUGUGAUUGUUAGAGUAUAGGACUACUACUGAUGCAUGUAAUGCGUAGCAAAAAAGGAAAAUAAACCGCAUAUUAAAACGUUUGCACAACUACAGUGUACUGUACUGCAUCCCUAUGAUUAAAAAAAAAACAAAAACAACAACAACAAAAAAACUGUGGACUCUACUUGGAGAAUAGCUGGGAACUUCGCUGCUGCGUCAGUUUGUAAGAAACAUGCGAAUGGAGUCUCCUCAUCGAAAUAAAAAACACAUGUCACAAAUAGACAAAAUGUAAUUAUCGUUAUUUAAAAUAAAAAAAUAAAUACAAAAAUAGUAAUAUUUUCGGCAAAUCUUUAGUUUGUUCGUCGCCCCCCCCCCCCUCCGUCCCCAUUUGACUUUUGUUUAAGCAACGUUUGGUUCAGUACACUUUGAGCGUUUGUAAAAUGCAGUUAUUUUUCAGUAUAAGUCGUCAAAUAAAUAAACAAUAAAACUAUAAACACCUUUUGUUGAUACCUUCCAAGCCAUGCAUGGACGAUGGGUACAACAGGCAAGAGAAAUGGCAUUUAUUAACUAGAUAACACAUUUUAGUUUAGCACCAUACCUUUAAAACCUAUUGCACUUAAAAUACACAUUUUUAUGAUAACAAAAUAAUAAUUUAAAAAGUUAUGUUGACACCUUUAAAAUUAGCUCUCCAGCCAUACAAGGCUGUGAUUAAGGGUACAUUGAUUCAGAAGUGCUGUGACUGACGGCUGCACAAAUCGCUACCAACAAGGCAAACAGUUAUUCACCCACAACAUGGUAUAAGUUUAAAUUUUAGAUUACCCAAUUCGUUGCUCAUCAGUUAGUCAAAUAAAUUUGCUGAAUUGUGAAAAAAAAAGUAUAUAUAUUAAAAAGAGCUUUAGUGGCCAAAAUUAUUAUUUUCUUUAUUCACUAUUAACCCUAAGCUAUCAUUUUCAUAACUUUUUACAGGGACAGUUAUUACUGUUUGAUGAAAAGCAGAGACAACCCCUGCAUUGCGCACAUCACAAUAAACCAAUACUUGCAACAGGUACUUGAGGCCAUUGAUACAAGGGAUGGAACUUUCUGUGCAGAGUUGCUGUCAUUCAAGCACCCCCAGGUGGCAAACCCAAGGUUACAGGUGUACAUACGCAGUGUCAAAUCAUGACUUUGCAGACGCAUACAAAUGCCAAACUGUUGUGAUUCAAUCAUUUUAAAGGCUUUCCAAGCUCACAAAGAAGAAAAUUGGGCAUUGCCAAUGAUGUAUUCUGUAGCCCUAGAUCUUCGGAUUUUUGCCAAUAAUGCAAAACAACAGCUGUCCAGAAAGGGCAAGGGCAAAGUUGGAGACAUGCUUGAAAAGGCAGCUGAACAAUUGAUGAGCUGCUUCAGAAUCUGUGCCAGUGACAAGGCUAUUGACAGCUCGAACCUGAAGGAUGAAUACAGCAUGGCACAGAGGGUGACCUAUAAAUACUAUGUGGGCAGGAAAGCAAUGUUUGACAGCGAUUUCAAACAAGCGGAGGAGUACCUGUCCUUUUCCUUUCAACACUGUCACAGAUCCAGUCGGAAGAACAAGCGGAUGAUUCUCAUUUAUCUUUUGCCUGUGAAAAUGCUUCUGGCGAGUAGAAAAGAUGAAACCAUUCAAGUGAAGGAAAUCUGUUGCUCCUGAAUGAUGCCCUGGCAAAACACGAGGCCUUCUUCAUUCGCUGUGGCAUCUUUCUCAUUCUCGAGAA